AUGAAGCUCCCCCUUUCGUUCUCUGGAGGCAUUGCUUUGCUUCUCAUUGGUAGCUUAGCAGGUGAUGUUGUCGCUACCAAACUUGACCCAAGCCGCGACCUGGUACGCCAGAAGAGCCGGGGACGGAAGAAUCAGAUGCGCAGCCUCGUUGGCCGCUCCAACCAGCAUAUAACCCACCAGUCCAGGCCCUAUACUAAUGAAUAUGCAUCGCCAUGCCAAAUUACCCCGCCACAGGAGAUCAAGGCCCCAAAGGAGAAUGUCUGGUAUGGCCUCACUGAUGACGAAACGGCGGAUGUUGCGAAAUGGCUGUUUGGUCGACCCGAAUUGAAUCUUACCACAACGGAGAAUGCGGGUGAAUGGGACAACACGAUUGCCCUGAUUGAGUUGCACCGUCCCAACAAAAGUGAAGCCAUUCCGUACCUGGAUGGCAGUGGACCAGCCCCGACACGCCACGCUCAUGUUCGAUUGAACAAUCGAGCUACGACAGACCCUUAUUUUGCGGACAUCCUGGUUGGACCUUUGCCUGUUAGCAACGCCACUACAUGGGAGCCCCUUGAAUUUCCGUACACCCGCAAGACACAAGGACAAGUGCGAAACGUCGAGCCGGAUGGCGAGACUGUGUACUCGGAGUGGCUGUUCAAAAUCAGUGCAUCAAUCGCUGAUAUCACCUUGGAUUUGUGGAACGGGACCGCAUUGGGGCUAGAGAACGAUACCCUAGACAUCUGGGGCAUUGACCCCUUAUGGCAGGACGAUGGCCGCAUCAUCCGCUGGGACAUGUUCUGGAAUAUGGCUGACGACGAGUUCGAUAGCGAGACCCUCCUGCCGCUGGGCCUGUAUCUAAAGUCCGAUGUUACUGGACGCGACCCGUCCCAAUGGAAGCUCCUAGGCUGGAUGUACAAUGACAUCUUCUAUGAAACGACUGAAGAAUUCCGCAAAGCGUACUGGUCUCCUGGAUUUGUCAAGCUCAAGCCCAAUGUUGACGGUGCCUGGGCCCACACCGAACAGAGAGGCCCUGUUCCUCCCCAAGACCGGAAACAGCCUCCAGUCAUGAUUGCUCCAGACGGGGCCCGGUACUCGGUCGACGCAGAGCGCAAGUAUGUAACUUGGAUGGACUUUUCUUUCUACAUUGCCUUCAACCGCGAUACUGGUCUCUCGCUGUUUGACAUAAAAUACAAAGGCCAACGAGUUCUAUACGAACUCGGCCUUCAAGAAGCACUUGCGCACUACGCAGCAAACGACCCAGUCCAGUCGAGCGUUGCCUACCUAGACUCGUACUACGGCUUCGGGCCAUACGCCUUUGAACUCCUCAAAGGCUACGACUGUCCAUCGUACGCCUCCUACCUGAAUACAUCCUUCUACAAGGACGAGGAAACCCACACCCACGUCGACAGCCUGUGUCUCUUCGAGUUCGAUGCCGACUACCCCAUGGCGCGCCACUCGACCUCCGAAUUCGUCUCCGUCACCAAGAACGUCUACUUUACUCUCCGCAGCGUCUCCACCAUCGGCAACUAUGACUACAUGUUCAGCUACAACUUCCACAUGGACGGAACGAUUGGCGUCGAAGUCCGCGCGUCGGGAUACAUCCAGUCGGCAUACUACGCCAACAAUCAAGACUUCGGCUACCAGAUCCACGACUCCCUCUCGGGCUCCAUGCACGACCACGUUCUGAACUUCAAAGCAGACUUCGACAUCCUCGGUCCAAAUAACACAAUCGAGCUAGUUUCCGUCGUCCCCGUCACAAAACAAUUCUCCUGGAGUGGUAACAAAACACGCAACACUAUGCAACUGGGCCGCUCCUUCAUCCACUCAGAAGACGAAGCACGGCUAAACUGGGGCUUCAACGGACAAACUCAGCUCCAUGUCGUGAACCAGGACAAACCAAAUAAGUUCGGAGAACCCCGCGGCUACCGUAUCCUUCCCUCCGCAGGGACCGCCCAUCUGACUGUCCUAAACAGCAGCAAUCUCGUGCACGCCGCACACUGGGCUGAGUACGACGUCCAGGUGACAAGGCAGCACGACUUCGAACCCACCUCCGCACACCCCUACAACAGCCAAGAUAUCCACAAUCCGCCUGUUGAUUUCUCUACCUUCUUCAACGGCGAAUCCCUCAACCAGACCGAUCUUGUCGUCUGGCUGAAUCUCGGCAUGCACCAUGUCCCGCACACAGGUGAUCUUCCAAACACGGUCUUCACAACUGCGCACUCGGGUGUCGCCUUCACGCCCCUGAAUUAUCUACCCGGUGAUCCUAGUCGCGAGACAGUGAACAUGGUCCGCGUGGACUAUAGUGACGGCGCAGCAACCGCUGUCCGGACGUUUGGCCAGAGUAAUGAGACUUGCAGUGUGGUGCUACAGCCAGUGGAGAAUGAGCUUUGGUCUUAUCAAGGAGACGUGGUUGUGAGGAAGUUUCCGUAUGAUCCGAAUGAUCCGUUCUAUGAGACGGAUAGUGAUGCAUAG
Messenger RNA from Aspergillus nidulans FGSC A4, 2454 nucleotides. Its product is annotated as protein ANAO. The record is from RefSeq and is a predicted model, not a curated record. Lineage: Eukaryota; Fungi; Ascomycota; Eurotiomycetes; Eurotiales; Aspergillaceae. The transcript has 2 exons. Gene Ontology annotation, biological process: amine metabolic process. The coding region runs from base 1 to 2454 and encodes 817 amino acids. Gene Ontology annotation, molecular function: primary methylamine oxidase activity; copper ion binding; quinone binding.